AAAGAAGAAGAGGAGGAAGAAAGCUAAGAAGAUCAGAUCCUAGAUCCUCCUCGAGCAUUUAGUAGUCUAUUGAUCCUCGUUGAAGCUCUUGCAAAGUUACCUGCAAACUUGUGCAAAGUAAUCCUUUGUUUAGACAUUUCCGAAUUCAAACUGCACCUGGAACCCGAGCUCAAGAAGCAGUUGUCAACUUGUUUGUUGAAUCGGUAGCUGUUCUCUUGCCAGGAUGCCAAGCGGCAGUAGAGAAUUGGAAGAUGAUAUUCAGACAGCCACGGGUGGCUGCUGGACGCCCGAGCAGCAUGACUGGGAUCUCAUCUUUGACAUCUGCUCACGCGUAACCAACACUCCUUCACUGGCAAAGCCAGCAUAUCAAGCCAUUCAGAAGAGGAUGCGAUCAUCGGCCGCUAUUGUUCAAUUCUCCUCAUUAGUGGUGCUGGAAGCCUUGGUAGCGAGCGGUGGACGACAAUUCCAACUUGAAAUCUCCUCACGCCCCUUUUAUGAUUUAUGUGUCAGCUUGUAUCGGAAGCGUCCACAUCAGAAUGUUGUAGAGCGUCUUGGUAUGUUGAUCAUGGAAUGGGUCACGGUAUUUGCCAGUGACAGUGGCAUGGGCAUGAUACAGAAGCUUUAUCAAGAUCUGAAAACAGAAGGUUUUCCUUUCCCCAGCUCACCUAGUUUGACAUCGUCAACAAACACUAGCACUCGUAGUACCAGUACUCCUCCCGUAACCUCAUCUGCUAGUGCCAGGAAAGAGGAUGAGGACCUGUCACGAGCAAUUGCCCUGUCUCUACAGGACGCGUCCACGUCUAGUGGCACUGCAUCUUCAUCUCAGUUCCCGGCACAGGCAACGUCCAGCUCACUGUACCCCACUCUUGGCUCAGCACCAGCAUCAGCACCAGCACCAGUCCAGUCAGCGCCGCAGCAGUUGGGCUUCCAAGCACGAGCUCUUUAUGACUUUCAGUCUGAGGACGACAAUGAGAUAUCCUUCAAGGCUGGAGAGCUUGUCAAUGUGACGGAUAGCAGUGACGAGAACUGGUGGAGUGGCUCAACACUGGCUGGUUCUGGCAUGUUUCCCGCUUCGUUUGUAACUCGAGACUUGACUGUCACGCCCGAACCAGAAAUUCCUGCUCAGAAAACCAGCAGUGGGUCUUCCACCGCAAAAACCAGCACCCAGGCAGCAAAGCCUAAGCCCGAGAUCAGAGAGGCUCAGAUUGAGUUGUUGUUGGAUAUGCUGCACAAUGCCGAUGCCACUGUUGCCAAUGAAGAAGAGGAUCGCACGCUGAAGGAGCUUGAAAAUGAGUGCAAUGAUAUGAAGCCGCUCAUAGCCGAGAAGAUCAGUGUCAUUGACAGGGAGCGCCAGGCACUGCAGGAUCUCAAUCAACAAUUUCAAGAUGCCCUGGCCUAUUACCAACAGUUGAUGAAGGAAUCAGCGUACAACCAGCCACAGUCGCAUGGAGAAUCUGCACCACAAGCCCCUACUUAUUCAGAAGACUAUGGCCAGCCCAUCCCAGUACCACAGCAACAACACCCAGCCGCUGCUCCGGCAUAUCAAGCAUCGCCACCAGUUACGGGUGGUUACUAUGCCAACUCGCCGGCCAAGUAUCAGGAGGCGCCACAGCCAGCGUCAACGCAAUACCAGCAGCCACAGAUGUAUGCAUAUCAACAAGCAGCACCGCAGCAACAGCCGCCACCACCACAACAGAUGCCAGCCCAGCACCCACAGCAGCAACAGCAACAUUUCCCGCAAGAUCCCGGAGUAUAUGCACAUCCACAUGGUCAGGUACCUACUGGUGGACACCCUGGUCAACAGCCACAACAGCAGCAGCAACAACAUGCCAUGCAACAACAGCAGCCGCCACCAGCGCAAUACCACAACAUGCCACCAGCACAGGUGAUGCCAGACGGGUCCCUGCUCUAGCACGCUAUAUUCCCCGGCCCCACUCUAGUAUGCAUGCUGUGCAUAGGCGCUGCAUGGUCAGCACAAAGCAAGUAGUAUUUACCGUUUGCACACCAGUGUUCCUUUCUCUCUCUUCCUCUAUCAACAUAUUUACUCUCAAAGAGGCCUGUCUUCUAUUGACCAUAGUGUUAGUUACGAAUUGAGUCACGUUUAGUAGUGCAUAGUCCAUAUUAGCCUCUGCUCUGCACAGUGGCCUUGCACUUCUUCUGAUUUUCGUUAUAAUUGUAGCAUGGAUUUUGAAUAGCCUUGUUUGCGGCAUGCGUAAAAGUUUGUACGUUAUGCCUUUCUUUAUUUGUACUGCCCAGCCAGCAACUCUUGGGUCAAAAAUGUGUUUUGCUGGGUCUAAGAUUAAUGUUGAUUUUCCCCACCUUGUGUUUGUAUGUAUUCCCAUUGGAAUGUGGCAUUGAUUUGAUGAGCAGCUUUCUGUGAAUGGUUUUUAACAAUAGGCGGUGUUUUGCUUUUGCCCACAUAUCACUUAUAGCACGCGUCUGGUUUUGAACAGCAAUUAUUAUGUGAUCCACUAACAGUGCGAUGAAUAUUGGCUGCAGUGCAGCUCGGGCCA
Messenger RNA from Sycon ciliatum, 2513 nucleotides. RefSeq names its product signal transducing adapter molecule 2-like. Bases 224 to 1912 code for a protein of 562 amino acids. The transcript has 17 exons. Gene Ontology annotation, cellular component: ESCRT-0 complex. Gene Ontology annotation, biological process: protein transport to vacuole involved in ubiquitin-dependent protein catabolic process via the multivesicular body sorting pathway. Gene Ontology annotation, molecular function: ubiquitin binding; phosphatidylinositol binding. Lineage: Eukaryota; Metazoa; Porifera; Calcarea; Leucosolenida; Sycettidae. The record is from RefSeq and is a predicted model, not a curated record.